CUUGGGUUCUUGGGAUAAUAUUAAACAUUAACUUAUGAUGCUUUGCAAAAGUUGAGUAGUAUAUAUAAACAGGAAUAUGACCGACUUUUUCAUUGGUUAUCAAAAGUUACAGAAUGUAUAAUUAUUUUGUAGCAGUAAUUAACAGAGAAACUGGAUGGGAAUAUAAUCAUGUAAGAACUUAAAGUAGGUUUAAUGCGAGUGUAUAAAAAGAAAGGAUCUUUUAUGAACACGUCGAUCUGUUUUUAACAGCGUAAUAGUAAAUAUAUUGCCACGUUUUAAACAUUUUAGACAUAAAUUGAAGAGAUAUUAAACUAGAAAGAUUGUUGCCAUGGCAUUGUCACGUCUUAUUGCGCUGACAAGUAUUGUCUCAUGGAUUAUUUUUCUGACAGUAUUUUCCUUUGAAACAACAAAUGCUAGAGCUCGUUUAAGCUAUGGUAAAAGUGGUGUCAAUGACGUAAUACCUGUCGAAAGAUCCUCAAGCAUUCAGGAUAGGUCAAUGAAUUUGGUAAAGAAAUUUAUGAAGCUACUCGAAGACAUUUAUUUUUCAAGAAACAACAAACAGACGGUUAGAAGCUGUAGUUCAAGGCCAUGUAAAGCGAACCAAAGAUGUCAUCAAAAAGGUGCCUCACAUGUCUGCGAAUUCCCAUGGACAUGUAAAGAUGUCAAACUAUGUAGGCCCUCCUACACUGAUGGUGAAUACUGGCUAUAUUCGGAAGUUCUCGGAGGUCAUAUGGUCAAAAUAUACUGCGCUGGAAUGUCCACAGAAGAACCGCUAGAGUACAUAUCAGUAAAUGAAAAAGACAAUUAUGGAUUCUAUGCUGGGGAGCCAACGUUAAAAGACGUGUUCAAGAGAUUCAGGAAAAUACGUGUCAAUAUCAUGGAGGGGAAAAUCAUGCGUCAUGACUUCAUAUUCAGUACAAGUACUCCACAAGAUAACUCUGAUCUUCCCGAUCUACCGUAUGGAAGAGGCGGCGCUUGUAGUGCGGAAGGAUAUUUCAGCAUCUCCUUGCAAGGUACAGGGCUGAAAUUUAGGAAUGAGGUUGAAUGGAUUACAGAUGGUCAUAUACCAACAAUAACAAAUUUUCAAAGAACCAUCGACAACAACAUGAUAUCUGCAAACUGUGGAGGUGGCUGUGCCCGGUGCGAUCCUAACGGUGAAUUGUUUAUCGCCUACAACCAGAAUGAUGGGGGGAGUACACCACUGCCAAUUGAUGAUGAUGAGGAGGAGGAGGAUGUAAGUGAAGGUUGUGGCGGGGAUGAUGAUUAUGAUAAUGAUGAUGGUACGUCACCUUAG
Ruditapes philippinarum (Manila clam) is the source of this 1294-nucleotide messenger RNA. RefSeq names its product A disintegrin and metalloproteinase with thrombospondin motifs 9-like. The coding region runs from base 329 to 1294 and encodes 321 amino acids. The record is from RefSeq and is a predicted model, not a curated record. Gene Ontology annotation, molecular function: zinc ion binding; metalloendopeptidase activity. NCBI's taxonomy places the organism in Eukaryota, Metazoa, Mollusca, Bivalvia, Venerida, Veneridae. The transcript is spliced from 9 exons.